UUUUUUUUUUUUUUUUUCCUUUUUUUUUUUUCUUUUUUUUCUUUUUUACUUGGAACAAAAGCCAAACUUUAAGACGUGUACAUUUCCCUGGCUGGGCGCCGUGGGAUAACACAGCCAAGAAACGCCGGCGGGAGAGCCGGAGCCGGCUGGAGCCGCAGGACAUCCCCCGCCUCUGUCCCACCGCAGCCCCGGGCAGCCGGCAGGGGCUGGAGGAGCGAAGGAGUUAAAGGGAGGCGCUUGGGAAAUCUGAUGCUAACGAAGCCCCAGGAAUGUUGCACAUUUCCAUUCCCCUCCAGCUUUCGGAGGAGGCUGGUCCCCGCUGUGGGCAGCCGCUCCGAGGAGCACAGCCCCGAGGCCGCACUUGCUCCGGGCAUCGCCCCGCACCUUCCCGCAGGUUACGCCGGGAGACGCCGGGGAGGGACGGGGGUGAAAGUUUUUCCUGGAUUUGGGAUGCAGUGACGGUACCUGCACAACGGAGGACGAGAGGGGUGUGGGGGGCGGGGUUCCGCGGCUCAGCGCACCGCGGCUAGGGCGGAGGGAGCGGGGCAUCUGCCCUGACCCGCCGCGGUCUCUCUUCUCUUGCAGGCGCGGCCAGACAUGCCGGGGAGACGGCUGUGGUGGGCGCGCUGCUGGCUCGGCGUCUGCCUCUCGCUGCUGGGCGCGGGGGGCGGCUCGGCCGAGCCCUGCCGCGGCCCCCGCUGCGGCGGCCGGGCCGGGCGCCCGGCGCGCUCCUUCCUGCACACCGCCGCGCCGCUGCGGCCGCCGCAGGGCAGGGCAGCGCCCGCCGCGCCGCCGCCCGCCUGCCCCGGCGGGGACUGCGCCGCCAACGCCACCCGCCGCGACUGCCCGGGCCUGGAGUGCCGCCUGCUGCCGCCCCGCCUGCGCCCGCGGCCCCGCGGCCCGGGCUGCGCCGCCGCCGCCGAGGGCUGCCCCGAGCCCGCGCUGCUGCGCGCCGCCGACAGAGCCGCGCACUUCGCGGGGGACGAGUUUGCCCACGGCGCUCCCGAGCGAGGCGGCGCCCCGGGCGUGCAGCUCACCUGCGACGUGAAGCCAGGAGAAAAUGAAGUUCCAUCUGAAGAUGCCCUAAUACUACAACUGCACCUUGCAAAAGGGCACGAGAAAUUCACUGAAAUGCUAAAAAGCCAGCAGCAGAUCAUUGUUGAUUUGCAGCAAAAGCUUGCUGAACAGCAGCACAUGUUGGUUAGUCAGCAACGGGAGAUUCUUGAACAGCAAAGAAAAAUGUAUGAACAAAUGGAUCUGAUCAAAGUCCAGUAUGGCAUGCUUUUUGAUACAGUGAAACAAAUGUCAUUUCAGAGUUUGCAGGAAGAUAUUCAAAAUUAUUUUGAAAAUCAUCUUCAUGGACUUCAGAACCAGGUCAGAAAUCAUCUCCAGAAGUCAUACUCUGUGCACAAAGUAGAAGUGGAUGCAAAAGUGAUUAACGUUGGGGAGUCUUUGCUGGACUGUGGCCUUUGUGAAAGUGAUGAAUUUUGCAAUUUCCAAAAGACACCUUCACAAUGUGAAAAAUGCACAUUGUGUCCUGCUGGUUUUUUCCAAAUGGCCGAGUGUUCUGCAAACUCUGAUCGGAUUUGCCAGGACAGAGAUGAGUGCACUGAAUCUCCAAGCAUUUGUGGUGAGAGGAUAAAAUGCCUCAAUACUCCAGGUGGUUUCCGAUGCCUUGGAAUUGCUGAGAAAGAUGCAGCUUUGGGAAUGUGUGGAGAGGAACAUUUCUUUAAUAAGGAAAUGCAGGAAUGCCAAGCAUGUUUAAAGUGUGAAGAUGGAAUGGUGGCCGUGCCUUGUUCUGCUGUCAGUGACACGGUUUGUUCAGCAGCCAGUGAAAACAAGCUCUCAGAGUCUUGGGCUGCAAACGUCGUCCUGCCCUCUGUAAAGUCUGGCAUCUCUCAGGUCUACUCUGGCUUGAACUUGAAGAUAAAGGGGAAGCUUCCCUGUGAUAUCCUGUCCACUGAAGAGAGCAGCCUGGUAUUCAGGCAACAUGGUCUGUUGUGGGCGGACCUAAAUUUUGCAGUAAAGCACAACUGCAGGAACUUCUUGCAACUUUCCUUAAAGCUUAAUGGCAGCGAGGAGGACUAUGAACUGAGUGGUGUUCGGAUCGAGCAGCCAGAAGGAAAAUAUUUCCAGAGCACUAGUUUAAGCAGUGCUGCUGAAGUAGAGCCCAGCCAAACUCUUUCUGUGUAUUUGAGGAGCCCUAAUCAAUUCUGCAAUCAAAGCAAAGACUUAAAUAUUUAUGAUCUUAAUACCCCACUCAGUUUGUUUUGGUUGUCCCACGACACGGGUGCUGUGGCACUCAGUGCACAGAUGUCAACAGCAAUGCAUUACCAAACCAACUAUCGACCUACCUUUAAAAUAAUUUCUGUUUCUGACCCUUACAUGCUAAGUUUAUCUCACGAUGGCAGAGCUAUAAAGUUCACUGAAACUGGUGUUGUCAAGUUUGUGUUUCAUCAAGCAUUGUAUUCCAUGGGUCAUACGUGUGUCCGGGAGGGCUUCUCCCUAAUUUCCUACAUCAAUAGGAAUGGUACCAACAGAGAAUUAAUGAAUGUGUUUAAAUCUGGGGUAAAUUACAGAGACACAUCGAUAUCUGCUUCUGGGGCCGCAAAGGUUGGUGCUGGAGAUCUGGUCAGCUUUGAGAUACUCUCUCCUGCACAGUGUAAUGUUCGCUAUUUUGGAGAUAGUUCUGGAAUUAGUGUGUUCAGCCUCAUCUGGAUCCCUUCAGCAGUUUCUAGUGCCAUAUCAGCCACAGUUUCUGUUACAGGUCUGCCUACUGGAGCUGUGAGAAACAAGCUGCUGGAUUUCACCCAGGUCUCAUCCAAUGAGAAACAGAUGCAGCUGGUUUCUUCGGGACAGCUUGCUCAGAAGUAUUUUAUUUUUACUGAAAAGGGAGUUGCCAGCAUUGCAUUUAACUUAAAGCUGAUCCAUUCCUGCAAUGUGCUCAAAGUGACUCUCAAUCAGUUGGCCAUGGAGCACAUGCAGCCCACAGCAAUUGCUCAGCAGAUUGGAGGUCAGAUGCCAGAGGGAAGCAUUUGGACCAGCGUGUCCCUCCGUGCAUCUUUUGGGGUACAUAAUGGAACACUGAUAUCAGUUUCUCUUGACUGCGUGCGUGGAAGGAUCAAUCAGAUCGCUCACGAACAUGGAACCAGUAUAUCUAUUUUAUGGAUUUCUUCUUAAUUUCUGCACAGUGAGGUUAGCAUGGAAAUGGGGUUUCAACUGUAUUUGGAUUCUACUCUGAUUUUAUACAUAUUUGACAUUAUCUUGUGUUGACUUGAGCAGAUCAUCCCACAAAAUGCUCUCAAUUUUAGGAAUAUUUAAUUAUAAUCUUAACUGAAUGAUCACUGUUUAAAGAAAACAAGACCUUUCAGUCAAGAUUUUAAUCCUGUUACCAUCUUCAGACAGGGGAAUGUGGAAUUCAGAUCAAACUCCCAUAUUUUUAAUAAAUAAAUAUCUUAAAAUUGAUUAUUUCUGGACCACAAAAAAUUGCAGCUGAGGGUAAAUAGCAUUUAGUACUGUAACUGAAAAGCACAGCCAAAUAAUUGAAACCUGCUUUCAUUUUUUUCAUGCAACAGGCUAGUAAAAAGACUAAAUGUCCUGUGGGGCAAAUUUGUCUACAUCUUACAAAAUGUUGUGCUUUCCAUAAAUGGAGAGAACAUGUCUCAAAUAGGUGAUAAUGUGGCAACUUUCUUAAUAUUGUGAAAAGGGACUGGGUCAAAAAUAGAAUAUUGUUUUUACAACAAAAACAGUGGAACUAAUGACUGCUCUAAUUUCAUUUGGAAGUGAUCUGCAUUUAAUUAAUUUAGAAAGGCUUUUCUCUGUUUUUAGUUUUGCCAGUGAAAAGUAGCAGAAUGAGAAGAAAGGAAGUCUGUUCUAACAAGAAAAAGUACAUAGGCAAAAAGAAACAAGUACUAAAAGAAUGUCUUGAAAAUUAGACUUCUGAAAAUUAAGCAAAAUUUUAUUACAUUUCUUUCAAACAGCAAAAUACUUUUCUGAUUAAAAAAAGCCAACCUGUUAUUCACAAGUCUGUUUUCCUGAACAGGUACUUACAUUAAAAAUGCACUUUUUGUUUGUUUGUUUGUUUUUGUCAAAUCAGUCAGUUAAGGAAAUCGUGUAUUCUUUGACACUAAUUUUUAUCUUCUUCCAGCUCUUCCAUCAAACUCUUUUUAAUCUUUGUUUUUCUAAACUGUGUAGACUGUUUUCUCCCACUUUCCCAUUUCUCCAUAAAUGCUUCUUCACUCUCAUUUCUCAUUUCUUUUGUUAGGAGUAAAUGAUGUGCCUUGUCACAUCUCUUUCCAGCUUUCUUUCAGCAUUCCUACAAAAGGGUAGAUGUUUGUGUCGCAGAUGUAACUACAGAAGAGGGACAUUAACAUGCACUUGCAAGCUGCCUUAAAUUAACCCUACUGAAAAGAAAUAUUAUGCACAAUAUAACUUUAUUGUGUCUGCCUGAGUUUGUAUAUCUAAAAUAUAUGUACAUUGCUGUGUUUUGGAGUUUGUUACACUGUUUUUGCUGUAUAAUGGCCUCCUAUAAUUUUCUGUAAUAGAAGGAACCCAAGUGCAAGUCUUCUAUCUGAUCAUUGGUUUAACUUGUGACAUUAUAACUGUGUCCUU
Messenger RNA from Prinia subflava (tawny-flanked prinia), 4611 nucleotides. RefSeq lists its product as uncharacterized. The transcript is spliced from 4 exons. The record is from RefSeq and is a predicted model, not a curated record. Lineage: Eukaryota; Metazoa; Chordata; Aves; Passeriformes; Cisticolidae. Gene Ontology annotation, molecular function: heparin binding; calcium ion binding; protein binding. Bases 598 to 3180 code for a protein of 860 amino acids.